Lucilia cuprina (Australian sheep blowfly) is the source of this 772-nucleotide messenger RNA. RefSeq lists its product as uncharacterized. The coding region runs from base 113 to 529 and encodes 138 amino acids. The record is from RefSeq and is a predicted model, not a curated record. NCBI's taxonomy places the organism in Eukaryota, Metazoa, Arthropoda, Insecta, Diptera, Calliphoridae. The transcript has a single exon.
CAACAAAUUAGUCUACUUACAACUUUAUAACAACACGGAUUAAACACACAUCACUUUUGGCAAGUCGAUAGAAAGGAUAUUGAAAACAACUGCAACAAAAGGAUCUUUACCAAUGUCUCCUUUUACCAUCGUUUUAAGCAUCACACUGCUAGCUGGUUCUAUACAAGCUGGCGUUAUUGGCGGCCAUUAUGGUGGUCAUUUGAAUGCAAAUGCUGAAUCACAUGACUUUAGUGAGGGUUUAGCUAAAAGUGAAUCCUCUAACUAUGAGUCUUUAGGUUCUUUGGGUGAUCACCUGCAAGAAUCAAAUUUUCCCUCGGACUAUGGGCACGAUGAGGCAUCUAUUGCUGCCAGUGAACACAUUGAAUAUGGUGGCCAUGAACAUUUUUCUCAACAUGAAUCCAUUGGAUCAUAUCAUGACAUACACAGUGAUCUACAUGAUUUUGAUAGCAAACCUGUUCCGGGCAUUAACCAUGGCAAAGGUGCCUUGAGUUACAGCACCACUUACGAAUUUAAAGAUCCUAAACCAUAAAUUUGACAAAGAAUUCGUAUAAAAUAUGCGUUUUUACAAAAAGAAAAAAAACUAAAAAACUUUUAAAAGUUUAUUUGCGUUCAAGUGUGUGAUGAUGAUAAUGAUGUUUUCAUUUUGUUUUCCUCUUUUCUAUUUGCAAAACUUUGCCUUAAAAUCCGUUCGCGUGUGUGUUUUUUAAUCUUGGUUUAAGCUGUGAUUACGUUCUUCAUACUGAUGAUGAUGAUGGUGUUAAACAAUAGUAAA